Paraglomus brasilianum is the source of this 1081-nucleotide messenger RNA. NCBI's taxonomy places the organism in Eukaryota, Fungi, Glomeromycota, Glomeromycetes, Paraglomerales, Paraglomeraceae. The record is from the annotation of a GenBank genome assembly.
UACUACCGCAGCAAAAUCACUUGCCAAAAGCUCAGGAGCAACAGAACCGAUAACAAAGGAACGUACUGGAAAGCCUACCGAAAACAGCGGGCUAACAACACCAGACUACCCUAAACCAUCCCCAUCAAUCCAUCAAAACUUACCAUUGUCGAAGAAAUUAUCUAAAAAACAGCGAAAAGAACUUGAAAAACGGCACACACGUAAUCAACUUGUUGAAACCUUGUUCAAUGAAUUCUACAUUGCUCAGUACGAUACCCGAUGGCCGUCUCUACUUGAUGCGUUGCGUAAUCCACAUCGAUAUUGUGCAAUGACGAACAAAUACGCCUGCCAGGAAUCAAUCGAAUCUUACCUCCCAUCUGAUGCACAACAAGUAACAUUCCUUGACAUUCCAUGUUAUGUCAGUAAUGACAAGUUUACUCCUCCAACUGUAGACAGAGCUGGGAUAACGAUGGUAUAUCACCUAGAUGCAUCUUCCGUUCUUGCUACGAAAGCACUUGACGUCCAACCGGAUGAUAAUAUUCUCGACAUGUGUGCGGGGCCUGGAGGAAAGACAUUGUCGAUUUUGCAACGACUGUCUCAUUCAGGAUAUCUCACCUCCAACGAACCAUCCGUGUCCCGAAGGGUACGUCUGCAACGUGUUAUAAACAACUACAUCCCUCCUUCGGUGCGACAUCGUGUGUCCGUCAUAUCGAAUGCAUCAACGUAUCCUCCUCUCUUUGAUAAGGUUAUUGCUGACGUCCCAUGUUCAAAUGAGCGACAUUUGCUACGAAAUGAAAUUGAAUUCGUGCGGUGGAAUGAUCGUCAUAGUAAGAAGUUAUUGCCAACACAGUAUACCAUUUUGUGGGAUUCUAUUAAAAUGGUUAAAAUAGGAGGGAUUGUGGUUUAUUCAACCUGCUCGAUUAACAAGUGUGAAAAUGAUGGCGUGAUUGAGAAGUUUUUGGACAAAUCCAGAAUGGAUAUUGAAAUUGUUAAGAGAGAAUACGAGGUGGGAGAGAGCACAGAUUAUGGAUGGAUCGUGUUACCAGAUAGAAGCGCUGGAUGGGGACCGCUGUACUUUUGUGUGUUAAAAAGAAUGAAAUAA